This is a messenger RNA of Glarea lozoyensis ATCC 20868, 933 nucleotides long. RefSeq names its product eIF-2-alpha, C-terminal. The record is from RefSeq and is a predicted model, not a curated record. Gene Ontology annotation, molecular function: translation initiation factor activity; ribosome binding; RNA binding. Gene Ontology annotation, cellular component: eukaryotic translation initiation factor 2 complex; multi-eIF complex; eukaryotic translation initiation factor 2B complex. The transcript is spliced from 4 exons. NCBI's taxonomy places the organism in Eukaryota, Fungi, Ascomycota, Leotiomycetes, Helotiales, Helotiaceae. Bases 1 to 933 code for a protein of 310 amino acids.
AUGUCGUUGACCAACUGUCGCUUCUACGAGGAGAAGUAUCCUGAGAUUGAUAGCUUUGUGAUGGUGAACGUCAAGCAGAUUGCUGAGAUGGGAGCGUACGUUAAACUUCUCGAGUAUGACAACAUCGAUGGCAUGAUCUUACUUUCCGAAUUAUCGAGACGCCGUAUCAGAAGUAUUCAAAAACUUAUUCGAGUGGGGCGAAACGAAGUUGUGGUGGUUCUCAGAGUUGAUAAAGAGAAAGGAUACAUUGAUUUGUCGAAGCGAAGAGUAUCGCCAGAAGACAUCGUCAAAUGUGAGGAGAGGUACAACAAAAGUAAAAUGGUCCACUCCAUUAUGCGGCACGUAGCAGAAAAAACGCAACAUCCAAUCGAAGAUCUCUAUGAGCGCAUUGGGUGGCCCUUAAACAAGAAAUAUGGACACGCAGUCGAUGCCUUCAAGCUUUCCAUAACCAACUCCGAAGUCUGGCAGGACAUUUCCUUUCCAAACGAUGUAGUAGCUGAUGAAUUGAAAUCUUAUAUCGGAAAACGUUUGACGCCACAGCCCACGAAAGUUCGAGCAGACGUCGAAGUUACAUGCUUUGGUUAUGAAGGCAUAGAUGCGGUUAAGACCGCUCUCCGAACUGCAGAGGCGAGAAAUACUCCAGACAACCAAGUAAAGGUUAAGCUUGUAUCGCCGCCCUUAUAUGUCUUGACUAGUACAUGCUUGGAGAAGAAUGUUGGGAUCCAGACUCUGGAAGCGGCGAUCGUUGACAUCCGGAAAGACAUAGAAAGUGCUGGAGGAAAUUGCAUUGUUAAGAUGGAGCCGAAGGCGGUUACGGAGAACGACGAUGCUGAACUGCAGGCACUGAUGGAGAAGAGAGAAAGAGAAAACGCCGAAGUCAGUGGAGAUGAGAGCAUGUCUGAAUCUGACGACGCCGUUCCUGAGACCAUGUAA